AUGCUCGCAUCUGGGAGUGGUCCAGGGUUCGAUUCCCUCACGGCACGUCUUACGCGCCUCCAAUGGAAUACUCGAACUUGCUUUCUCCAGGCACUCUCGCAAUGUUUCUCCCUCUAUCAUCAUCUCAUCUUCCCCAUCAUCAAUAACGCCCCAGAACAAAACCCAACAAAGCACUUUCUAUUCUCUUCACACUUACAAAACAUCUUCUACAUCGUGGUGAUGGACGUACCAACAACUAGCCUCAACGCGUUCAACGUGGGCUUGCAUGGGGGCCAACUCCUCGAAAAGAUAUCUCCUGUUGACUCUAGAAAAAGUGAUGGCGUCUUCAAAAUUAACUUCCACCGCAACGCUUUCCAGACCGUGGCCUCUCAGAAUGGAUUCAUCUGGGCUGCGGCAGAAAUCUACGACAGGAACACUGGACUCAACAUUCGGGUGGAUAAUAUCUGGCUUGCUAUUCUUGCACAGCUAAAACCCUAUAUCUACCAAGCCGUUCGCCCUCAGGCAAAACAAGAUAUCCUGACCUUUACUCGAGCAGAGCUCAAUAACCCAGACCUGGUGGCGAAGCGCUUGUCCGAUAUGGUCGAAGCAAGAAUUGGACCUCAAGUCACAAAUGUUCUUAUGCCCCAUUUCAGCACCACCAUGCAUACGGAUUCCGGGGCGGCCGCUCUCAUACUACUCGGCACACAUUGCAAAGCUCAGCCCCAUCGGAUAUUCAUGAAACCUAAGGAGACUUACGAUCGCAAGACUAUGGUGGUCGUAGGAGAUACGGCGGACUGGGAAAAACUGCGUCAAAGCUUCGCGACAAUCAGAACCUGGUCCCCGGAUUUGGAGGCCAUGGUAUCCCGUCAUUCAAGCUUACUGGACAAAAUGCUAGGAGCUGGUUAUCAAUUCGACCAUCCGGUCCCUCAAAUUGCAGCUCAUCAUCUGGACUCUAGACCAUAG
Molecule: messenger RNA, 942 nt
Organism: Fusarium oxysporum Fo47
Lineage: Eukaryota; Fungi; Ascomycota; Sordariomycetes; Hypocreales; Nectriaceae
Exons: 2
Coding region: 1-942 (313 amino acids)
Source: RefSeq, a predicted model, not a curated record